AUGUCUUCGAAAGGUAUAAUAAAGAAAAAAACAAAGACUAAUAGUUCAGACGCUACUAAGAAAUUGGCUGAAAAGAUCAAACAACAAGCUUUAUUAAAUCAAAAACAAGAUAAAAAGGAAGAAAUACAAGAAGAGAAAGAAGAAAUUAAAGAUGAUAUCGAAACCACCGAUGAUUCGCUUAAAUUUACAUCCUUUCACGAAUUAAACUUAGUUCCUGAUUUACUUGAAUCUAUAGAUAAAAUGAAAUUUACAAAACCAACUCCAAUUCAAUCAGAAGCUAUACCUUAUGGUUUACAAGGUAAAGAUCUUAUAGGUUUAGCAGUUACUGGUUCUGGUAAAACUGCUGCGUUUGCAAUUCCAAUCUUACAGUCAUUGUGGUAUCAACAAACACCUUAUUUUGCAUUAGUUUUAGCACCAACAAGAGAAUUAGCUUAUCAAAUAAAAGAUACAUUUGAUGCCUUGGGUUCAAAUAUGGGAUUAAAAUCAAGUUGUAUAGUUGGUGGUAUGGAUAUGAUGGAUCAAGCAAGAGAUUUGAUGAGAAAACCACAUGUUAUAGUUGCUACACCAGGUAGAAUAAUGGACCAUUUAGAAAAUACAAAAGGUUUUAAUUUGAAAAAUUUGAAGUACUUAGUCAUGGAUGAAGCUGAUAGAUUAUUAGAUAUGGAUUUUGGUCCAAUAUUAGAUAAAAUAUUGAAAAUAUUACCGAAACAAAGAAAUACUUAUUUAUUUUCAGCUACAAUGACAAAUAAAAUUGAAAAAUUACAAAGAGCAUCAUUAAAUAAUCCAAUUAAAAUAUCAGUAUCUUCAAAAUAUCAAACUGCAGAUAAUUUAAUCCAAUCAAUGAUGUUGGUAAAUGAUGGGUAUAAAAAUACAAUAUUAAUUUACCUACUAAAUGAAUUUAUAGGCAAAUCAAUUAUAAUAUUUACAAGGACAAUAGCAAAUUGUCAAAGAACAUGUUUAUUAGCAAGAAUAUUAGGCUUUAAUUCUGUCCCAUUACAUGGUCAAUUAUCACAAACUCAAAGAUUGGGAAGUUUGAAUAAAUUUAAAUCAGGAAAAUCAAAUAUUUUAAUAGCUACUGAUGUUGCUGCUAGAGGUUUAGAUAUUCCUUCAGUUGAUAUAGUUAUAAAUUAUGAUAUCCCAACUGAUUCAAAAUCUUAUAUUCAUAGAGUAGGUAGAACUGCAAGAGCUGGAAAAUCAGGAAAAUCAAUUUCAUUAAUAACUCAAUAUGAUUUGGAAUUAUAUUUAAGAAUUGAAGCUGUAUUGGGUAAAAAAUUACCAAAAGAAGAUAAUCCAAGUAAAGAAAUUAUUGAUGCUUUACAUAUACAUGUUGAUAAAGCAACUGCUGAAGCUAUAAGACAAACUAAAGAAUUACAUGAUAAAAGAAAAGAAAGUAAUUAUAGAAGAAGAGAUAGAGAUGAUCGAGAUAGGGAAGAACGUUAA
Molecule: messenger RNA, 1440 nt
Organism: Insectozyma verbasci
Lineage: Eukaryota; Fungi; Ascomycota; Pichiomycetes; Serinales; Debaryomycetaceae
Source: the annotation of a GenBank genome assembly